AUGUCUACGUUGAGUCUCUUCCAGCAGAUCCAUCUGCAGUCCUUGACUGCCAACCUAGCAGGCUCAAUCGUGGGCCCCGAAUGGAUUCUCCAGGACGCCAUGAACAUCGCAGCCAAGCGCAUGGUCAAGAAGCACCUAAGCCAGUACGGAUGGGACCUCACCUGGGGUCCCCGAGUAUGGAAGUCGGAGACUUCAAAAUGGUACGAAGGCCUCAACAACUGUUGGAUGGUGAUGAAGGCAUCCAACGUCGAGUAUCCCGACGGGACCAAGUUCGACACAUACGUUGUGGCGAUUGCUGGCACUGCUGUAUUCUCGAUAGAGGAUUGGAAGUUCGAGGAUUUUGGAGUCGACAAGGUAGUGGACUUCAAUGCCUACACCAAAACCUUCAAGACCGGUUCCGCAGAGCAGCCUGUCGGGGUCCAGAAUCCUCCUUUCCGCGACAUUCCGUACGGCGCCUGGGGAACAACCCUCGGUGCUUGGGCAGUCGUAACACAUGCCUCACCGAGCGGAAAUCCGGGAGCUGGUACAAACCUCUUAGAGUAUCUCGCCAAUCUCAAGAAGAGCCCGGGAGACUUCCGAGUCAUCUUCACCGGCCACAGCCUCGGAGGCGCCCUUUCGCCCUACCUGUCCCUGGCAACCAAGGCCAACAAUCUCGUUCCGGGCGUGGCCGAUAUUGCGGGUGACAUCCUCGCCCUUCCUGCCGCGGGAGCCACACCAGGCGAACAGCUUUUGAGCGAUGCCUACUCUAAGCUGUCGAAAGUGAGCGGCCCAGGCGGGUAUCAGUUGUGGAACGCGGACUUUUACAACACCCUUGACAUCGUUCCGAACGCUUGGUCAACGGACGACACCCAGGACCGCAAUAUUGACAAGAUUGUGUCAAUCUACGGUCCUCUACAGGGAAAGAUUCUUACACAAAUUCAAGGCCUCGUGCAGAAGGCAAAAGAUCGCGCCAAGUCAUCCGGCUUCACAUACAUCCCUAUCGAAGGCAACCCUUUCAAGGGUACCCCUCCAGCCAAGACUCCUACGAAUUUCCUCUCAUUCAUGUCCGAGGCCGUCUUGCAGCAUACAAAGGCUUAUCAUAAUGCAGUUAACGUCAGUGACGAGUUGGUUGAUCUUUACGAUACCAUCAUCAGCGCGUCUGGGGUGAAGAAGAAGUCUGCCAGAAUCCUGGCUAAGGAGAUGCCGGUGCUCUGUAAUGUUGAUGAUAGCGAGUGGGAUGAUAACAGCGAUGAGACAUAUCCAUUUGAUUGUAUCCUUACUGGAGAACGGGUUGCGUGA
This is a messenger RNA of Colletotrichum acutatum, 1278 nucleotides long. RefSeq lists its product as uncharacterized. The record is from RefSeq and is a predicted model, not a curated record. Lineage: Eukaryota; Fungi; Ascomycota; Sordariomycetes; Glomerellales; Glomerellaceae. Bases 1 to 1278 code for a protein of 425 amino acids. The transcript has a single exon. Gene Ontology annotation, biological process: lipid metabolic process.